CAGGACUACGCCGCACCCUUGCGCGAGUUCGCCAAGAGCCGCUCGACCGCCAUCGUGCCGCUGUUCGAGGCCAACCACUUGUUCGUCAACAUCGACGAGCUCGUCCCGCUCGCUGCCGCAUUCGAGGCCGACCUGCGAGACGUCGUCGGGCGGUCACAGCGCGACAAGGCGAGCUUGCCGACCGGGUUCGGCGCGAUUGUGCUGCACCACAUCGAGCGCAUGCAGAACCCGUACAAGAUCUGGCUGUCCAACGUCCGGGCGGUCGAGAUGAUCCGCAGCGAGCUCGACCGGUCCAACUCGUCGUUCCGCGAGUUCAUCGAGCGCACCCAGAUCGUCAGCCGCGAGAUGGCGCAGACGAGCGGCGGGUUCAAGGAGUUCCUCGCCGAGCCGCAUCAGCGCAUCGCUCGGUACCGCCUCAUGCUCGACCCCAUCGUCGCGUCGCUGCCGCAGGAGGACCCGAACGUCGACCCGCUCCGGGCCGCCAUCGACCUCCUGGGCACCGUCUGCUCGAUGGAGGUCGACGACGCGACCAAGCGCGCCGCCGUCUUCUGGGCUCUUGGCGAGGCCGUCGAUGGUCUGCCGGGCGCCCUCGUCGGGUUCGACCGCCACUUUGUCGCCGCCAUCGACGUCGACGAGGUG
Molecule: messenger RNA, 639 nt
Organism: Rhodotorula graminis WP1
Lineage: Eukaryota; Fungi; Basidiomycota; Microbotryomycetes; Sporidiobolales; Sporidiobolaceae
Exons: 3
Molecular function (GO): guanyl-nucleotide exchange factor activity
Source: RefSeq, a predicted model, not a curated record